AUGAGUUACCAACGGCCUCUGUCAGGGGGCUCUAUCCCGAGAGAAACAGGGGCCGACUCACGUUUGGCCCGCACCUAUUCCUCCUCCCCGCCAACACCACGCAUCCAGUCCCUCAUCGACGAGGUCACGGCCCACGGCUACGUCGUCAUCCGCAACGCGUUUUCCCCGGCCAGCGUCGCCGCGGCUAAAGCCGAAGUCGCGCGGCUGAGCGCGGACCCGGAGACCGCAGGGCCGGCGGGCGCAAAGGGGCGCAACACGUUUGAGGGGUUCCGCACGCAGCGGCUGUACGCGCUGGCGGGCAAGUCGCGGGUGUUUGACGAGUUUGCGCUGCACGAGGAUGUGCUUGCGCUGAAUGACUGGUUCAUGGAUCCGGGGUACUUGAUUAAUUCGUUUCAGAGCAUCAAUAUCUUGCCUGGGGAGAAGGCGCAGACGAUGCAUUAUGAUCAUGGUGUGUGGCUCAUGGGAAUUGCGUGGAUGGCUUGGGGGGAGAGGAGAGUACAUGGCGUCAUGAUUGCUCUGGACGACUACACGGCGACCAACGGCGCGACGGUCAUCGUGCCGGACUCGCACCUCUGGGACUCGCGCCGCGUGCCCAAGCCCGAGGAGGCCAUCCCCGUCAUCAUGCCGGCCGGCAGCAUCCUGUACUUUGUGAGCCUGCUGUGGCACGGCGGCGGGGCGAACAGGAGCGACAAGAGCAGGCUGGCGUUGACGGCGCAGUAUUGCCAGCCGUGGAUCCGGCCGAUGGAGAAUCUCAUCUUGGCGGUGGACUGGGAGAAGCUGGAUGAGAUGCCGCCGCGGCUGGUGGAUAUGCUGGGGUACAAGGUUGGGAAUCCGUUUCUGGGGUUUGUGGAUGGGAAGAGUCCGCGGUGGGCGGUGGCGAGGCUUUUGAAAAAGUAUAGGGGGGAGAAGAAGGAGGAGAAGGAGAAGGCGAAGUUGUAG
Molecule: messenger RNA, 939 nt
Organism: Trichoderma reesei QM6a
Lineage: Eukaryota; Fungi; Ascomycota; Sordariomycetes; Hypocreales; Hypocreaceae
Exons: 3
Coding region: 1-939 (312 amino acids)
Source: RefSeq, a predicted model, not a curated record